This is a messenger RNA of Peromyscus eremicus (cactus mouse), 2325 nucleotides long. It is a transcript of the gene Rarg, whose product is annotated as retinoic acid receptor gamma. Gene Ontology annotation, biological process: cellular response to corticotropin-releasing hormone stimulus; retinoic acid receptor signaling pathway; regulation of transcription by RNA polymerase II. Gene Ontology annotation, cellular component: nucleus; transcription regulator complex. Bases 128 to 1288 code for a protein of 386 amino acids. The transcript is spliced from 7 exons. Gene Ontology annotation, molecular function: nuclear glucocorticoid receptor binding; RNA polymerase II cis-regulatory region sequence-specific DNA binding; nuclear receptor activity. The record is from RefSeq and is a predicted model, not a curated record. Lineage: Eukaryota; Metazoa; Chordata; Mammalia; Rodentia; Cricetidae.
AGUGGUGACAGCAGCCGUCACCAGCAGGUUCAAAGGAAGAGAGGUCAUUAGGUGAGGGUGCUUCUGCUGACCUUCUCAUACUGGUUUUCCCCCAGCGGUGGAGACACAGAGCACUAGCUCAGAGGAAAUGGUGCCCAGCUCUCCCUCGCCCCCACCACCACCUCGGGUCUAUAAGCCAUGCUUCGUAUGCAAUGACAAGUCCUCCGGCUACCACUACGGGGUCAGCUCAUGUGAAGGCUGCAAGGGCUUCUUCAGACGCAGCAUCCAGAAAAACAUGGUGUAUACAUGUCACCGCGACAAAAAUUGUAUCAUCAACAAGGUCACCAGGAAUCGCUGCCAGUACUGCCGGCUACAAAAGUGUUUCGAAGUGGGCAUGUCCAAGGAAGCUGUAAGGAAUGACCGAAACAAGAAGAAGAAAGAGGUGAAGGAAGAGGGUUCACCUGACAGCUACGAACUGAGUCCACAGUUAGAAGAGCUCAUCACCAAGGUCAGCAAAGCCCACCAGGAGACUUUCCCCUCGCUCUGCCAGCUGGGCAAGUACACCACGAACUCCAGUGCAGAUCACCGGGUACAGCUGGACCUGGGGCUGUGGGACAAGUUCAGCGAGCUGGCCACCAAGUGCAUCAUCAAGAUCGUGGAGUUUGCUAAGCGGUUGCCGGGUUUUACAGGACUCAGCAUUGCUGACCAGAUCACUCUGCUCAAGGCUGCCUGCCUGGACAUCCUAAUGCUGCGAAUCUGUACAAGGUACACCCCAGAGCAAGACACCAUGACGUUCUCGGAUGGGCUGACGCUGAACCGUACCCAGAUGCACAAUGCUGGCUUUGGGCCCCUUACAGAUCUCGUCUUUGCCUUUGCUGGGCAGCUCCUGCCUCUGGAGAUGGAUGACACGGAGACAGGACUGCUCAGUGCCAUCUGCCUUAUCUGUGGAGACCGCAUGGACUUGGAGGAACCUGAGAAGGUGGAUAAGCUGCAGGAGCCCUUGCUGGAAGCCCUGAGGCUUUAUGCCCGGCGACGGAGACCCAGCCAACCCUACAUGUUUCCAAGGAUGCUUAUGAAAAUCACCGACCUCCGGGGCAUCAGCACCAAGGGAGCAGAAAGGGCCAUUACCCUGAAGAUGGAGAUUCCAGGCCCGAUGCCCCCCCUGAUCCGAGAGAUGCUGGAGAACCCUGAAAUGUUUGAGGACGACUCCUCGAAGCCUGGCCCCCAACCCAAGGCUUCCAGUGAGGAUGAAGCUCCAGGCGGCCGGGGCAAAGGGGGCCAAAGUCCCCCACCUGACCAGGGCCCCUGACCUACCCCACUGUGGGGCUGGGCUCCAGGCAGCAGACUGACCAUUCCCCAGACGCCACCAGUGACUGGGGGAGGACCUGCCCUGCCCACUCCCCACCUUUCCGAUGAGCUCAUUGUUUUGCCAAAGUUUCUAGGGGUGCCUGUGUUCAUCCCUGUCCUGUUCUAACUGGCUCCCUCUACAGUCCUGGAGGACUGCCUUGCACCUCCCAGAAGAACCGGAGAAGGGGUGAGCCUGGGUCUGGACUCUAAAAAAUCUCAGCACUGCCUUUCAGAUUCAGGCUACAGGCUCCCCAGGCAAGAGGAAGCCCUGCCUUCCCACAGCCCCUUCCUCUGCCAGGUGCUUGGGCCUCUGGGAGCAAACAGGAACACUAGAGACCAAAAGGGGAGCCCUCAAGGAGGGCUGAGCCCACCCUUGUGCCCUGCCCUGGGUGCCCAAUGCUGUGUGAUGCACCUGCCAUGCACCCUGCCCCCGUGGCCCCAUGCCCCUGCCAGGUGUAGGGCAGGCUGGACCCUGCAUUUCUGGGGUGGGGCCUGAGGGUGAAGGGAGAAGUGUAAGCCCUUUCUGGACCUCUCCGCUGAGGUACAGCACUCGUCCUGGGCCCUCCAUUUUACAAGCCCCUCCCUUAGCCCCGUCUUGUGCCUUGGCCUCCUGCCCCCAUCUCAGCCACCAGGCAGGGACCCUCCUACACUACAGAGGGGCCAGGGAUCCCUCUCCUAGUGCCUUCUACCCGUGACCCCUCAGAGCAGCUUGGCCCAGGGAGGGGAGAUGCUGCUUAGCUGAUCCCACCCUGACCCAGAGGAAGCCUCUAUUUAUUUAUUAGCUUUUGUUUACACCCUGGAAUGACCCCUUCCUCCGGGGGUCUUGGGAGGGGGAGCCCAGGGCCUCCGUGACCCCUCCCUUCUUCCCCCCAAGCCCCCCCUUUGUAUUUAGCUGCCAAAUAAGAUUCCUGCAGGCUCCCCCUUUUCUCUGGGGGGUCAGGGUGCUGUCCCCUCCCCUCUGUUUACAUCUCCCCUCCCACCCCCACUGUAUCGCAUAUU